This is a messenger RNA of Cynara cardunculus var. scolymus (artichoke), 907 nucleotides long. RefSeq names its product methyl-CpG-binding domain-containing protein 4. The record is from RefSeq and is a predicted model, not a curated record. Gene Ontology annotation, molecular function: DNA binding; zinc ion binding. The transcript has 2 exons. Lineage: Eukaryota; Viridiplantae; Streptophyta; Magnoliopsida; Asterales; Asteraceae. The coding region runs from base 69 to 623 and encodes 184 amino acids.
GCGACCCACUUCACGACGAACACACGUGAGGAAGACUGAGCCAGUCCUACCCACUCGGCGAAACAACGAUGGAGAAAGGGUCUGCAAAUGGGUCAUCGGCGGUGAAGAAGAGUCCGAAAUCGUCGGCUAAGAAAUCGAGGGGACCGCCACAGAGCUCAGUUGAUACGUUUGCUGUGCAAUGUAAUGACUGUUUCAAGUGGAGGACAUUGGCAACAGAAGAAGAAUUCGAGGAGUAUAGAAGUAAGCAAAGUGAAGAUCCAUUUGUUUGCAGCAAACGUGAAGGAAUCGUCUGUGACAGUCCUGCUGAUAUCGAGUACGAUUCUUCUCGAACAUGGGUCAUGGACAAACCCAACAUCCCGAAAACCCCGAAAGGUUUUCAGAGAGUAAUUGUUCUGAGAAGAGACUACUCUAAAAUGGAUGUCCAAUAUGUGACUCCCGAUGGCACCCGAAUAAGAGCAGCUCCGGGAAUCAUUGCAUAUCUUAAAGAACACCCGGAAUACAACUAUGCAUCACCAUCGGAUUUCUGCUUUACGUCUCCGAAGGUAAUGAGCGAUACCAUUCCUGAACAUAUCGAGAGAAAAAACCCGGGUAGCAGCAUCAAGAAACCGAAAAAAUCGAGUUAAAGAUCGAGGGGUUCGUUCUGUUGUGUGUGUGUCUUCUUAAGGUUUUCAUUCGAAUGUUAGUAUGACCUAAAAUGAGGAUGGAUUCGUGUCUAUCGUUAUUUGUAUGUUAAGCGUCGUGUUUCAACUGUUAUGACGUCCGAUCAUGGGAUCGGAAUCCGUUGUAAAGUUGGUGUUUUAGUCGUAGUGAUGACUUGUUAGGAAGCAGGAAAACGAUAUAUGUAUUGAAGUCUGUUGAUUAUGAUGAUCUUUGCGACUAUAUUAUGAAUACAAUCGAGUUUUCUUUC